This is a messenger RNA of Zonotrichia albicollis (white-throated sparrow), 3673 nucleotides long. The record is from RefSeq and is a predicted model, not a curated record. NCBI's taxonomy places the organism in Eukaryota, Metazoa, Chordata, Aves, Passeriformes, Passerellidae.
AUGGCGCUGUGCGGCCGCUCCGCUCUCCUCCCGCCGCCCCCGCGACACCGGCCCCGGCCCCGAGCCCCGGGGCCCUUCGUCAGCUACAGACACACAGCAAUUCUCCUGUGGUUUUGCUUUGCAGGGAUAGACAGUCGAUACAAUGAAGGGUGCAGAGAACUGGCAAAUUAUCUGCUCUUUGGUUUGUACAACCAGAACAACAAUGACUUUGAAAGGACAGGUUUUCCUGAGGAAGUUCUGGAUGAUAUAAUCAUAUUAAUAAAACCUGACAGUGUUCAUCUGUACUGCAACCCUGUGAAUUACAAUCAGCUUUUACCCUAUGUGGCACACUGGAGGAACUUGCAUUUCCACUGUCUGACUGAAAAUGAGUAUGAAGAUGAAGAAGCUGCAGAGGAAUUCAAGAUUUCCAGCUUUGUGGACAUGGUCAGGGAUUGCAGCCGCAUUGGGAUCCCCUACAGCUGCCAAGGCCACCUGCAGAUAUUUGACAUGUUCAUUGUGGAGAAGUGGCCGAUCGUGCAGGCCUUUGCGCUCGAGGGCAUCGGGGGCGACGGCUUCUUCACCAUGAAAUACGAGUUAAUGGAUGUCAGUGCUGAUUUAUGGAAAACCUACAGCAAAAUGGAUCCUGUGUCCCUGGAGGAUUUGCUUUUUGAGGAUCUAAAGAUUUUUGAACACCAGUGGACCAACUUUUUUGCUAAUUUUGACACUGAAAUUCCCUUCAUUCUGGAACUCUCAGAAUCUCAGGCUGGGGAGCCCUUCAGAAGUUAUUUCAGCCAUGGCAUGAUCUCAAGCCAUAUAACAGAUAACAGCCCGAGCAGGCAGCCCUUUGUGCUGUUUGGCAGCCACUCCACAAAGGAGAACUUGAACACUGGCAACUUUAAUUUUCCAUCUGAAGGGCAUCUGGUCCGAAACACUGGCCCUGGUGGAAGCACUGCCAAGCACAUGGAAAUGACAAUGAGAUACACAAGCAAGCUGAGCAAGUUACGCUGUUGUCGCAAAUAUAUUCUGCUGUUGUAGAGGCUGUGCUUGCUGGCAUUGAGUGCUAUGCUAAAACUUCCACUGAAUCCAAGGCAAAGGAGGUGGCAGAGCAGGUGCUGCUGUCUGGGUUGGACACCCUUGGCUUAGCACAGCUGAAAUCUGCUUUACGCUCCAAAAUUGCUUUUCAAAUCCAGGCUGUGAACAACCAUGGCAGAAUUACUCCAUUAGAUAAUGAGGACAGCCUGAGUUUGAUCAAAACGGCAUCCAUGAUGGUGUUUGACAUUCCAGACCUGCUGACAGGAAGGGGAUGCUUGGGAUCUGUUGUGUUUUCAGAGUCCUUCCUGACAUCACAAAUACAGGUCAAAGAAAAAGAUGGCAGCAUCCAUCCAGACUCCAGGCACGUUAUCCUGACUGCAGCUAUCCCAAGAUUUGCUUCUUGGCUGGUUGAAGACAGUGAUGUGAAGCUGUCUGAAAAGGCACAGCAAGUAUUAAAGGAGGACAAAUCUUUCCUGGGCACUUUACUCACUGGGGGUGAUGGAGUUUAUAUCUGUUCCAGCAAUCCACAGGCCAUGCCUGCAGAAGGCAAAGUGUAUUUCUUUUCUGAUGGAAUUCUGUUCUGUGAUCCCCACCAUGGCAGCAUUUCCAUUCCCAAGAGCCACAUGAGUUCCAUUUCUCUCUAUGAUGGGGAUUCCAACAGCGUUGUUGCUGCUCUCUUUAUAGACUUCAAAAGUUCCCUGCUUCCUCAUCUCCCCAUUGAAUUCCACACCCAGAACAACUUUCUGGUGAUUGCACUUUUCCCCAAAAGAAAGAUUUAUAAAGCUUUUUAUUCCCAGGUUUUCUCUUCAUGGCAUAACCAGACAAACUCAGGAUUAUCUUUAAGGGUUGUCCCAGAAGAAUUGCUGUCUGAGGAACAAAAGAGGCUGCAUUCCAGUGUUCAGAAGCUCUUCAAUGCCUCUUUUGCUUCAGGGGAAAGAUGCAGGGAGCUGAAACUGUCUGCUGCCAUUCCAGGAUUGGAGAGGUUUGUGCAGCACUUCACAGUCAGCAGUGUCAGCACCAAGCCAGUGAUGAGGGCACAUCUUCCUGUCCUCCUCCAAGAGUCAGAAACCAUUUCUGACUGCAAAGCAGAAGGUGAUAAGGUGAUCAUCACCAUCCUCACUGGGCUGCCCGGGUGCCGUUCCAGCGACCUCUGUUCCUUCCUUGUCACUUUUACCAAGGAGCAUGGGAGGUGGAUUGUGUAUCGGCAGACCAUGGACAGCCCGCAGUGUUUCAGUGCCUCCCACUUCCAGCGCUUCCUGGCUGGGCUCCUGGAGGCCCAGCAGAACCUUGGGGUCCAUCAGCCCACCCUCAAGAGCACUGGGAAGAACAACAGGCUCCUGGUGGUGCUGCAAGGGUACACUGAUGUUAUUGAUGUUGUGCAAGCUCUGCAGACUCACCCUGACCCAGAUGUGAAAUCUUCUUUCAUCAUUGGAACAAUCAACACCUGUGUGGAGCCUCUGAGCUGCUACAUGGAACACAGGCUUCUUUUUCCCAAGUUCUUGGACCAAUGUUCCCAAGGACUGGUGAGUAAUGUGGUUUUCACAAGUCAUGCCACAGAGCAGAGGCACCCACUGCUGGUGCAGCUGCAGAGCCUGAUCAGAGCAGCAAAUCCUGGAGUUUCCUUCAUCCUGGCAGAAAAUGGGAUUGUAACAAGGAACGAGGAUAUUGAACUAAUUCUCUCAGAAAGCAGUUUUUCAAGUCCUCAGAUGAUGAGAGCUCGAUAUUUAAUGUACCCUGGCUGGUACGAGGGCAGGUAUGGGGCUGGGCCCGUGUUCCCUCCCAUGGUUCAGAUCUGUGUGUGGUUCAGCCGCCCUCUGGAGAAAACAAGAUUUGUCACCAAAUGCAAAGCAAUUAAGUCGUUGCUCAAGCCAAGUCCUUUUUCUGGAAACAUUUAUCACAUCAUGGGCAAAGUGAAGUUUUCAGAUGCUGAUAAAGUCAUUGAAGUGUGUCACAACACAGCAGCAAAUUCCCUGAGCCUGGUGCCUGUUCCAGAGGGGCCAACUCCUCCUGAUCCCAGAAAUGAUCCCAGAGACUGCAGCAGUCAACAGGAAUAUUUCCUUGUGUUCAUUGGCUGCUCCCUGAAGGAAGAGGAUAUCAAAGAUUGGCUCAGAGAAACUGCAAAACAGAAACCUCAGAGGAAAGCCCUGAAAACCAGAGGAAUGUUAACCCUGCAGGAAAUCAAAAACAUCCACGUGAAACGCCACUUGGAUCCACUCCCAGCUGGUUAUUUUUACAAUGGGACUCAAUUUGUGAAUUUUUUUGGUGACAAAAUGGAUUAUCAUCCAUUAAUGGACCAGUUCAUGAAUGAUUACUUGGAAGAAGCCAACAGGGAAAUUGAGAAGUACAACAGGGAGCUGGAGGAGCAGGAGUACCACGACCUCUUUGAGCAGAAGAUUUAAGCACGUGGAUCCUGAGUGUUCCUGUCCUUGUGUCAGGAACCAAAAAUGCUCUUUUGUCCUUCUGGCUCACAAGAAAUCAAGUGAAAUGUUUGUUUUCAGCACUCCUUCCCAAACCAAGGGAUUGUUCCCCUAAGGUUGGCAUUUAACAUGGUAACUGCUUAGCUGUUUGUACUGUCAGGAUUGCUUCCACUUCACCUUAAUUCCAGACUGUCCAAAGCAUCACCUGGAAUCUCUGGCUUGUGGUGGAAACGUGGGAAAAAGAA